This is a messenger RNA of Fonsecaea erecta, 2718 nucleotides long. RefSeq lists its product as hypothetical. Bases 1 to 2718 code for a protein of 905 amino acids. NCBI's taxonomy places the organism in Eukaryota, Fungi, Ascomycota, Eurotiomycetes, Chaetothyriales, Herpotrichiellaceae. The record is from RefSeq and is a predicted model, not a curated record. The transcript has a single exon.
AUGCCGUCGCCGUUUGGCCUUGAGCAGCGGCUGUGCGGGUGUUGGAUCCCUGUCAAGAACAAUGUGGUCGAGAGAAAAUAUCUUCCUCAAGUCGAAUUGUCCUCUCACACGCACAUCGUGCAGGCAAUGUCGCGUACCAAAUUGAAACAGCUCUUUGUCAACAAUGAAGACCACAACCUCAAUGAUGUUUGCUAUACGUUUCCUCUCUACGACGGGGUCAGCGUGGUUAGCUUCACAUGCACCGUCGGCUCCAAGACCAUCGUCGGUGUAGUCAAAGAGAAACAGCAAGCAAAAGCAGAAUACAAUGAGGCGGUGGCGCGAGGCAAAACAGCAGGUCUCUUCGAGCAGCUGUAUGAAGCCUCUGAUGUCUUCACCACGUCAGUCGGCAAUAUCCCUGCCAAAGAGAUGUUCUGCGUCGAAAUCGAGUAUCUCGGCGAGCUCAAACACGAUGCCGAGACCAAUGGCACCCGUUUCACCAUUCCAACCACGAUCGCGCCUCGCUAUGGGUCACUGUCGAGUGAUUCUGCGGAUGCCAUCUCCCGCGCCAGCGUUGGUAGAGCUCGCAUCGCCAUCCGCGUGGAUGUGAGACUUCCAACGGGGGGCAUCGUCCAGGGCAUGCAGUCCCCAAGUCAUCCAAUCGCCGUCACCAUGGGUCGUACCUCCGCCAUGUCGCAGGAUACUUACAAGAGCAAUCACGCUUCGGCAACUUUGACACUUGGUACCACCAGACUCGACAAAGAUUUUGUCCUCAUUGUUCUGGCCAAAGACGCUGAGAUUCCGUGUGCUUUGCUCGAGACUCGCUCAAGCAUUCCGCUGCAGCGCGCCCUCAUGACCACGCUGGUUCCAAAAUUCAGCCUCCCCAACAUCUCGCCGGAGAUUGUCUUCAUCAUUGACAGAAGUGGAAGCAUGGCGGGAAAGAUGGAACUUGUGGUUUCCGCCAUGAAAAUCUUCCUGAAGUCUCUUCCCCUGGGGGUAAAGUUCAACAUUUGUUCCUUUGGGUCAUCGUACUCCUUCCUCUUCGACAAGAGUGUCACGUACGACCAGUCCAACCUCAAGAUGGCUCUUAGCCAUCUGGAGACAUUCGACGCGUCCUAUGGCGGCACGGAAAUGCUGGAGCCAAUCAAGAGGGCAGUUGCAAACCGCUUCCAGGAUCUUCCGCUUGAGGUCCUGGUGCUUACAGAUGGCGAAAUCUGGAAUCAAACCGCCUUGUUCGCUUUUGUGAAGGAGACGUCCAACGCUCGCUUCUUUUCUUUGGGUAUCGGUCACGAUGCUUCGACUGCUCUUGUGGAGGGCAUCGCCCGGGCCGGUAAUGGAUUUGCGCAGUUCGUCGCUCCAGACGAGAAGAUGGACAAGCGGGUUGUUCGCAUGUUGAAAGGUGCUCUUACGCCUCACGUUUCUGACUAUACGCUCGAGGUCAAAUUUUCUGGCGAACACGCGGGAUCCGAAGACGACGACUUCGAGAUUGUGGAUCGCGAGAACGACCAAGUUGAGAAUGAUGUCGUGCCUGACGCGCAGAAAGCAGAAUCCAAGGAACCCAUUUCCCUCUUCGACCCCAAUGCAGCCGAGGAGCCAACCAAUCCUCCUGCCGGCCGCUAUGAUAAUCUGCCAGCCGUCCGAACCCCGAAGACAGUUCAGGCGCCUCACAAGAUCCCGGCACUGUUUCCGUUCAAUCGCACCACUGUCUACCUCAUGUUGGGCCCCGAUACAUCUCACAAGACGCCCAAAUCAGUUGUGCUUAACGGCACCAGUGCGUAUGGCCCUCUCAAACUAGAAAUCCCGAUCGAGGACAUCGGCGCCGGCGAGAGCAUUCACCAAAUGGCGGCCAAGAAAGCAAUGCUCGAGCUCGAAGAAGGACGUGGUUGGAUUGACGAAGCGCGAAACUCCGACGGCCAACUUUUGAAGACUGUUCAUGAAGGGAAAUGGGAUCUCAUCGUUGAGCGAGAAGCCGUUCGCUUGGGUGUCAAUUAUCAGGUCGGAGGCAAGUGGUGCUCAUUCCUUGCUGUGGAGAGCAGCGGCGCUGCUCCCAAUUUCGUACCCAAAUCGGCCCGUUAUGGCUACGAAGGUGACGGGACUGCAAUGCGGUUUUCAGAUGUCCGUCCCUCCUCCAUUCCUCAAGCAGCGUUUCCCGCACCCCCGAAAGCUCGGGCUCCAAAUUCCGGUCUCUUUACUUUAGGAGGACCUCCCCCUGCACCGCCGCAGGCUCCAAGUCCAGGAUUCUUCGGUUCCAGUUUUGGGUCUCGAGGAGGUGGAGCGUUGUCCGCAAACUUUGCUCGAGCUCCAGUAAUAGCGAAGAGACAUAGGGGCGGAUUUCGUACAUCGGGAUCUGGGGCGGGUAGCUCCCUUGCUAAGAAAGACCUUCGCGGAGAAGCUGACGACCGCAAGGAAGUGGUCGACAUCUCUAAGCUCGGUGGCGUAGAAAAGAUGCAUCGGAUAAUUGAUUUGGUCGAAUUUGACGGGUCGUGGUCUGCGUCGAAGGAUCUUCUCUCCAUCCUUGGACUCGACCAUUCCGAAUUCAAUGCUAUCAAGGCGGCGAACAACACCUUGGAGGUUUCUGUCAUAGCUACGGCGCUGGCAGUCGCUUGGUUGAAUGAGCACGUUUUGUCAGAGAAGGAUGUCUGGGAGAUGGUAGCCGACAAGGCGAUGGAAUGGCUAGCCACACGAUUUGGAGGUGAACAUGAUGCACAGCUGACUGUUGAGGCGUUUCAACGAGUUUUCUGA